Molecule: messenger RNA, 3335 nt
Organism: Hemicordylus capensis (graceful crag lizard)
Lineage: Eukaryota; Metazoa; Chordata; Lepidosauria; Squamata; Cordylidae
Gene: C2CD4D
Product: C2 calcium dependent domain containing 4D
Exons: 3
Coding region: 1471-2556 (361 amino acids)
Source: RefSeq, a predicted model, not a curated record
CCCUCAACUCCAGUCCCGUUGGGCUCAAACUGAGGUGCCAGCAUUUGAACGUAGUGCUGGCACCGCAAAACCGGAGUUAAGGGCUGUGAAACUCCACAAUGACCAAAGGUACAGAGUGGAGUUUAGUGAGGAGAACCGCAAGCCCCUUUUCGCCCUUACCUCCAGUGUGCUGAGUUCGGACGUGAAGCUUCGGAAACCAGAGGUGACGGGACCUCCCGUUUCGUGUUUCGUCUGAACCUGGCCACUGCCGGUGUUUCCACAUUGUGCAUGUCAACUCACAAUAAUGACAGUCUUGUUUAUUUGUUUGUCUGCUACCUUUCAGACCACGGCCUCUCAAGGCAGUUUCCAUACAACAGGGGGAGGAAACUCAUUAGCAGUUGUUGGUUCUUUGCCCGGUUUACGGCACGUGUUGUUAUAGAGUCUCCCCCCAAACUCAGUAACCUUAUUUAGUAAUGUAGUCAAUAACCAGUUUGUUUUCUGGAGAAAGGGGAGGGGAAGCCCAAACACUGCAGCAGCAACAACAACAAAACAAUAAGCCUAACGUCUGUUCCUAAACGGGAUGGGCCGUUUCCUCGCCCCGAUGGUUGGAAAAGAUCUUGCAGAUCGGAGCUGGGAAGGCCUGCCGCUUCUGUCUGUCCAGCUACCUGCACGUCAUUUGGACAGCAGAGGCCCUGCCAUCGCACGUCAAACCCGAGAGGCGAGUCGUGCGGCGGCAGCGGCGGCAUGAGAACGCCAAACACCGCCCAAUGCAUUGUAGCAGCGAGACAAGAAGGUUUCAGUGCUAAAUUCUUAGCAAACAUUGGCCAGGGCUUGGAAGAAUGCCCCCUUUGUACUGCAGCUGAAGCGGAGAAGGCCGGGGCGCCGUGCCAGAGUCAGGCAGAGAGCUCAACCUUUGUCUCUUUGGUCUGACGCCAGGUCCGAAGAAGAACCAGGAAAACAGCAGAGCCAUCGGAAGCCGCUUCAGGCCUGCCACAGCCACAGCUGUGUCCUUGCCGUCUUCCCCAGAGUGAAAUGUGGUCCACUUCUUGCUCCCCGACAGGGGAGUCGUCCACACCUUCGUGAUGCUUGCGCUCUUCUCUCUGGCCUGGAGUGCCCCCUAGUGGGAAGCCACAGAGCUGUCCGCCGUGAGUCACAAGAGAGUGACGUUGGAAACCCCAAGCUAUAAACAGCAGGAUAGAGAGAGAGAGCUCUGCUGGUGCCAGCUGUCUCCCGGAGAUCCAAGGAACCGUGAGGGGGACGCCACCCAAGGGAGCAGCGGAUGGCCUAGAGGAGGGGAGGAAGGUCAGCGAGGCAUCCAGGGAGAGAAGGACCCCGGGGAGGUAUCCUUUUGGCGAAGACGGUGCAGCCCUCCGCGGAAGGAAGAGAAGGCCAGAGAGGGGCUGUCGGAACGUUAGCCUGACUGGGUCCCCAUCCUCUGUGUCGGCAUCCAUCAUAAGCUUUUCCCCUCUGUCGGCCUUCUCCCGUCCCGAGAUGUUCUCCAAAAGGAAGUCCUGUGGCCCCCUGCCGACCUGCCCCAAUGUGCUCACACCGGACAGGAUCCCCCGUUUUUUCAUCCCGCCCAACCUGGCCAGCCUUCAGGGCCGGCGCUCACAAAGGAGCGGCAGCCCCGAAGCCCGUGGGGCUCUGGCCCAGCCUGCCGAGCAGCACAUCGUCGAGGUCGAGAGCUCCGAGUGGGAGGAAGGCCGAGCUCUUGGGCGUCUCCACAGCGCCUCUUCCAUGCCCCAGCUCUCUAGCCCAGCAGACUUGGUCUUCCUGCCAGAGAGUCCCCACACGCGCCGCCGGGAGUCCCUCUUCCACGGGGAACGCCUGUCCCACCGGUUCCAUGGGGCCAGGUUCUCCUCUCCACCGCCGCCGCCACGGCCUCUCUCACACCCUGGCUUGGCCUUGGACAGCGACACGGCUUCAUCCACCGAGACGUCCCCCUACAACUCCCCUUCACUGAUGCGCUCCCUGGGCAGCCCCCUGACACGCCAAGUGUACGGCCAUCGGCGGAGACUCGUGUGCCGUUCCGCCGAUAUCAACACACUGCCUCGGCCCAACUCCUUGUCCACCGAGGAGACCAGCUCCACAGACACCAGCCCCAGCUUUCCACGCCGGGAACCCGGAUGGGGGUCUCCCGGAACCCUCCCCUCUCCGCCUCUCUUCCCAUUGGACUUCAUCCGCUGUCACGAACGUAUCACCAAGGAGGUGAUGUUGACGGUCAGCAAAGGUGGACGCCUGAGGCUCUCCAGUGAAUACCUGCAGCCGCAGGGGCGCCUCCGCGUCCGGCUCAUCAGCGCGGAAGCGUUCUACUCCGCCCAAUGCGACCCCCGGCAUGUCAGCUGCUGCGUCUCCCUGCGGUUGCGGCCGGGGGUGGGGCAGCGGCAGCGGAGCGCCGUAGUCAAGAGGAGCCGUAAUCCAAUCUUCAACGAGGACUUUUUCUUUGAGGGGGUUUCACAGGACGAGCUGCCCAGGCAGAGCCUGAGGCUCAAGGUAGUCAACAAGGGCUCCGGAAUACGGCGGGAUGUGGUCCUGGGUGAAUGCGACGUCCCACUGGAUUUCCUCUUGCCCCCGUAGGGGUCCCUCCCAGAUGCUGAAGCAUGCCGACAGGAAGUUGCCUUGAAGUUGCCGUCAUGGCAGGAAGAGACAGACCCACAAGGGAUCUUGGCAGGAAGAGGCGGGGCCACAAGGAUUUUUGGCAGGAAGAGGCGGGGCCACGAGAGCUCUUGCUUGCCUUCCAUUUUGACAAGAGAGGCUUUUCUCCAGGUGUUGGAAUCUCUCACUCUGCGCCCCCCCCCCCCGCCCCAUGUCUGGUUCUCUGCACUGCUGUGGUGGGUUGCCAGCAGAGGGCGCUAUGGGUCCUCUGCGUUUGAUAGCCGCCAGUUUUGAGAGACUUGCACCGCAGUUUGGGCCUGAAUCAUUGUGUGAAAUCCACGUCUCCCUACCCCUUGUUACUAAUUCCAUACAGACUCUGCUCUCCCUGGACCCUGUUCCUCUGCCCCUUCCCCACCUCUCAGUCUCUCCCGAUUUUCGUCCUGGCAGAUCCUGACAGCAUCUCAUUACUGAGUCUUUUAGACAGAGGCUGGGAAAGAGGCUGUAACAGAGCACGCUCUUUGCAUGCCCCAGAUUCCGCCCUCUGGGAUGCCCUGGGAAAGACCCUCCCCUGAAACCCUGGCUGCAAGAAUACUGGGCUAGAUGGACCAAUCGCUCGACGGCUUCAUCAUCCUGUUUGAUGCAUUGUGAGAAUUGUGGGAAACGAGAGAAAACAGGAGGAAAGCUAUACGCUGCCCAGAGCCUUUGGCAGAAGAGCGAACAGUAAAUCCAAAUCAAUAAAGAUUUGCAUACGUGCUGCCGUG